Molecule: messenger RNA, 864 nt
Organism: Saccostrea echinata
Lineage: Eukaryota; Metazoa; Mollusca; Bivalvia; Ostreida; Ostreidae
Exons: 2
Coding region: 56-382 (108 amino acids)
Source: RefSeq, a predicted model, not a curated record
UACAUCAGAGGAAGUGAUUGAAGCGAAAAAUCCCGGUUUAAACUUUUUGUGCAAUAUGUCUGGCGAAUGGAGUAACAGCCUAUUUGGGUGUUUUAAUGAUUUUGGAAUAUGUAUUAUUACUUAUAUUAUCCCAUGUUACACGUUUGGAAAGAAUGCUGAGGCCGUGGGAGAGAGCUGUUGCUGCUGUGGUUUAGCUUAUUUCGUCCCCCUCCUUCAUCUUGUGGCGGGAACAAGUAUACGAGGCCGAGUGCGACAGGAAAAAGGGAUUUUGGGAUCGAUGGCAGGCGACUUUCUCACUGUGCUUUUCUGUCCGUUUUGUGCAAUAAUCCAAGAAGCCCAGGAACUUCGGGGUGAUCGUCUUAUGGGAAUGGCGAGAGAAUGACAUUUCAAUAAUGACAUUUAAAUGGCGGUCAGCGACAGAAGAAACUAUUACAGCUUGGAUAAAUGACUUUUUCUUUAAGAUUUGGGAAAUGAGAAAUAAGGAGGGAUGAAUUGUUGCAUUUAACAUCUCAGAACUUUGUACCUCUCAUCAUGUAAAUAAGUCUUGAUCAUUUUUUAUAAAUGGCUGAAAUUUUGUUCAGAAUAUUUAGAGAGAAAAAAACUGAGAUCUGAGAGAAAUCCUAAAUUUAUGUUCUUUGUUUUGUUUUGCUUGUGGUGGAGUGGGAAGGGGUUUCUUAAAAUCUAAAGUUGAAGCUGUAUUUUUGAAAAAAAAGUGAAAUAAGUUUAUACAUGUACUGUGUAAUGGGCACACGACAAGCAUGUUUAAAAAGUAGAAUUGAUGAUGGUAAUUAAAAAUGUGGACAUAUAUUUAAUUAUUGGCAAAACAGGUGUGCAAUGUUAUAAGUUAUAAUGAAUGUAAAUAUU